Fusarium musae is the source of this 2088-nucleotide messenger RNA. RefSeq lists its product as uncharacterized. NCBI's taxonomy places the organism in Eukaryota, Fungi, Ascomycota, Sordariomycetes, Hypocreales, Nectriaceae. The record is from RefSeq and is a predicted model, not a curated record. The coding region runs from base 1 to 2088 and encodes 695 amino acids. The transcript has a single exon. Gene Ontology annotation, molecular function: flavin adenine dinucleotide binding; monooxygenase activity.
AUGCCUCAAGCAAGUACCAAAGACUAUAACGAUGAAGCCAUACGGCCACCGGAUGCUGAUACCAGAAUUGGCUGGGCUGGGGUGCCUUUGUCCCAAACCUGUGGAUACUACGGUCACAUCAAGCGCGCAGUCCUUCCAACGGACUCAGAACUUGGGCUCACUCCAGAUUACGGUUCUGUUGAUGCCGCCAACAUCGCACAGCAGUUCAUUGAUGGCUUCGCCAAGGCCAUAGAAGCCCAAGACGUGGACGCCAUACUCUCAGUCAUCCAUGAGAAUGGCUACUGGAAAGAUGUUGAACUUCUCACCUGGGACAUCAGAACUUUACAGGGGCAUGAGAAUAUCGGCACCAUGCUGAAAGAAAGGCUAUCCAAGACUGGUAUCACUCAUGUUCGACUGAAUCCUUACGCUCCUGCAAAGGUGGAGACACUCGGACCAGAUCUCUCAUUUAUCCUUCUUCAUUUCGAAUUUGACUUUACUCACGGCACCGGCAUCGGCGUAGCCCGUCUGAGCCCAUUCAAGGCCAAGACCGGCACGGCUACUGAUCUGGCUGAUCCCAAAUCAUGGCUGAUUUACAGUGUCGGCACCGCCAUAGAGACAGUUUAUGGUUGGGAUGCAGAAUAUGGAGACAAGGAGAGGUAUCAGCUUGGAAAGUAUCAUGACCCCUCAGGCAAAGGCCGGACCUACCAACAGAUGAGAGACGAUGAGACAGAUGGCAAAGAGGGAUCCCAGCCGACUGUGGUUAUCAUCGGCGCCGGACACACUGGACUGUCUAUGGCGGCUCGCUGUAAAGUCUUGGGGAUACCGCAUCUCAUCAUAGAAAAGGGUGAUGGCCCAGGAUGCAGCUGGGCAAGUCGUUAUGCGUCGUUAUCCUUGCAUGGACCAACAUUCACCAACCAUCUACCAUGUUUGCCAUUUCCGCAAUGGUUCCCGGUGUUUCUUCCAGCACAGCAGUUGGCCAAGUUCCUGAAGAAUUACGCAAACAUCAUGGACCUGAAUAUCUGGGCAAACUCAAACCUUGAUGGAAAGACUGCCGUGUACGACGAGAAGGAGGGCAAAUGGACGUUGACCGUUACACGUCAAGAUGGAACUAAGCACACUCUUCGGCCACGGCAUUUGAUGAUUGCCACUGGUAUCUCUGGAACUCUGCCAAACAUCCCCGAGGUGCCCGGCAUGAAUGACUUUCGCCAGAACGGUGGGAUAGUUACCCAUUCAUCAAAUCAUCGCACAGACCCUCGGUGGAAAGGAAAACGAGCCAUCGUCGUGGGUGCCGCAACAUCUGGCCAUGAUAUCUCGUUCGAGCUGACCGAGAAUGGCUGCGAUGUCACCAUGAUUCAGAGGAGCGCGACACACGUCAUGUCUGUGGAAAAGAGUGUCCGACACCUCUGGAAGAGCCGUGAAAAGACGGGCAGGCGAGGAGGUCAAGACAUCGAUAUCCUCGACCAGGCCAAUUUUCUGAAGCACUCAUACCCCGUAGAGUACGAGGUCAUGCCGCGAGGGCAGAAGAUAGCGCGGGAAAUCGACGCAGAUCUGCUACAGUCGCUGAGAAAUGUUGGGUACCGCCUCCACGACGGCUAUCAUGGUGGAGGCGCAUACUCGAUGUUCCCUUUUGAUCAGGGCGGCUUCUACUGGGAUACGGGAUGCUGCAAACUCAUCGCAGACGGCAGGAUCAAGCUCGUACAUUCAGAAAUCGAGCAUUUCACAAAGGACGGCGUCAGGUACAAGGACGGCUCAACCCAAAAGGCUGACAUAGUCGUCUUUGCUACAGGAUACAUGAACUCCAAGAGCGCGAUUCAAGCCCUCUUAGGUGAUGAAAUGGCUAAGAAAUGUCACGAGCGCUGGGAAAAGGGAAAUGCCUUCUUUCUCGGACCAGAAGGAGACUCUAUCAUCAACUACUGCCCGCUGCCCCAGAAGGGCCUGUAUGCCAUGUUUCAUCAAUUUGCCUUUUGCCGCUUCCACUCGGCACGACUUGCUCUUCGCAUCAAGGCGGAGGAGCUGGGCAUUGAUGUUACGCCGUAUGGGAACAAGCCGCUUGGACCUCCUAGCUCGGCUGCCGGACAACAGCCUCGCCCCGAGGGCGUUCCUCUUUGA